AAACACGGCACACUGACUCAUUUUAGAUCUGCCUUCUCCAGGAGCCACUGGGUCAUUUACACACAGACACCAAGUCGUGUUUCCACAUCACUGUUGUGAAGAUCUUUGAACAACUUCCUCACAAUGGAAAAGUCGAAUUUCUCCACCAAAUACAAGGAGGUCAUCUCUAAAAGUCUUCUGAUCCAACCAGGAUAUCCUGCUAUCUACCAGCUAAAGCUAAAAAAAGAGGAGCUUGGACCUCUGACAAAAGUAACCUUCGGUAAAAAAAACAUCAGCAAGAUGAACAAAACCAUCUUGCUUGUUGGAGAAACAGGGGCUGGAAAAUCAACCCUGAUCAACACUAUGGUGAACUACGCCAUGGGAGUUAAGUGGGAGGAUAAAAUCUGGUUUCAGAUUGUAGAGGAGGACGGGAGGAGUCAGUCUGACAGUCAGACAUCAGAUGUGAUCGUGUACGAGAUUUUUGGUUUUGAAGGUAAAACUAUGCCGUUCUCCCUCACCAUCAUCGAUACUCCUGGAUUUGGAGACACCAGAGGGAUUGAAAAGGAUGCAAUCGUCAGUCACAGAUUGUUUGACUUGUUUCGAUUAGAAGAUGGAGUUCAUGAGAUUCACGCAGUGGGUUUGGUGAUGAAGGCUACAGAUAAUCGUGUUAAUGACAGACUAUCAUAUGUCCUGAACUCAGUGAUGUCUCUUUUUGGAAGAAACCUAGAGGACAACAUUGUUGCUCUCCUCACUCACUCAGAUGGUCAGAGACCCAGAAAUGCCAUUGAAGCCCUUGAACAAACAAAAAUUAAAUGUGCCAAAAAUGAAAAGAACCAGCCUGUUUACUUCCUGUUUGAUAACUGUCAGAAUGAAGACCGAACAGAAGAAGAAGAUGCAGAAUUCCUGCAAAUGGCAGACAAAAUUUCAGACAAAGGAAUGAGAGCACUCACAGAAUUCCUGGAAAAAACUGGACCUAAAAGACUGAUGGCCACUGCUGAAGUUUUGAAUGAGCGCAUCAGCCUGAUAGCCUCUCUCCAAAACCUUCAAGACAGAAUCCAGCUGACUGAACAGAAACAGAUGGAGAUUAAUAGAAUCCUAGAAGCCAUAAGGAAACAUUCAGAGGAGAUGAGGAGGAAUAAAAACUUCACUGUAGAGAUUACAGAAGUCUACAAGGUGAAGGAACCUACGAAAGGUAAAAAGUUGAUGAGGCUUAGUUUUUUUGAAAAAGCUAUGUGCUGCACAGUCUGUGAGGAAAACUGUCACUAUCCUGGAUGUACUCUUGUUCCGAGUCCACAACACUGUGAGGUCAUGAAAAAAGGCCGCUGCACUGUCUGCACUGGGAAGUGUCCUGCAUCGGCUCAUGUAAGAGAGGCCUGGAGAUAUGUCAACAAGACCAGAAGAGUUCAGUGGACUCUGAAAGCUAUGGAAGAGAAGUAUAUGAAGAACAAGACAGAUUGUGAGAAGAAGUUAAGCCUUUUAAAACACCUGGAAAAGGACAUGAAGGACCUUUCAACAGAGAAGUCCCAACUUGUUGAUGAAGCCUUCAAACAUGUUGUCAGACUGGAGCAGAUCGCCCUGAAGGUUAAUUCAGUUUCUACAUUUUUGUACUUGGACUUUCUGAUUGAGAAGCUGGAAGAAAAAGGAGAUAGAGCGAAGGUGCAGAAACUAGAGGAGAUGAAGAGCAGACAGGAUGAAGGAACUAAGUUAGCACUGCAGUAUGUGUGGGGUAAAGUAACAGACACAAAGUAAUGAACAUAAGAUUAACACUAAGACACUUCCCACAUCAAUACACAACUCUGGUCAAAAUAAACAUGAAGGCUGCUGUAGCUGUAUUUGGUCAAUUUUCAUCUGAAGUGAAAAACAUCAAGAUUAUUUUAAAAUGUAUAAAAAAAUGUCACUGGUGACAAUGAUACUUAUGAGAAUCAUUUAACCACAAGCAUUAGCAAACACUAUAAAUGACCAAGCUUUAACAAUGGAUUAUUUGUUGUAUUUAUAUCUAUUUGUCAAAAAUGCCCAAAUUAGUUAGGUGAACAAUGUGGGUUCACUGAAACCAGCAUUAUGCCAAUCCAAAUGUAUGCUAAGUCUUGAUAAUUAGCACAAUGUGGCAUCAGAUACAUUAGCUCAGGUACCUUUUAAAGGAUCUGGGCUUAACAGAUGCCAAAUAAAGAGUGCUGAAUUACAAGUGCAAAAAAACUGCAUAUGCAGUUAGUGGAUGCUGCACACCAUCUACAAAGAUACUACCCAGCUGAUUGCAGAUGCAGAAGUAGUGCAGACUACCCUGUUGAAAUGAGAAUUUUCUGUGUGCUACUGGCAGAAUGGCCAUGAGAGAAAAAUUAACUUGAAAGACAUGAAGUUGAAGAUAUAUUUGUAGAAGUAGAUAACUGUUGAUUGCAUUGAAACUAUUAAACUUUCAAGCUUGCUAAAGGUAUUUGUACUACACUGGGUCUGAUCAGGUGAACCAGCUCAGAACUUAUUAGAAAGCUUUUAAAAAUGAAGCUUUUAAAAGUGUGGGACUCAUGGUAAUCAGAAAGGGAUUGAAUUAAUUGACAUAGGUACUUGUUUCAUAUAUUUAUUUUGUGAAUAAAACACUUUCAUAUAAAAAUAUGAAAACCAAAUCUAUGAAGAGAAUAGUGGUUAUGCUGUGUGAUGACAUCUUUGUUCUUAGCACAGCAGGAAACACAUAAAGUGGUAAUGUCUGGAAUUACUUAUUGCUUGCUUGCAUUUAUAAACAUUGUAUUCAAUUUUCUUGUUUGUACUACGGACAGCUUUGGCUUGUUAACUGAGAAUAUUUAAGAUGAAUUUGUGAAAAAUAUUUUUCUUUGACUGUGAAUAAAGGAAUCUGCACCCGA
Messenger RNA from Poecilia latipinna (sailfin molly), 2828 nucleotides. Its product is annotated as septin-2-like. NCBI's taxonomy places the organism in Eukaryota, Metazoa, Chordata, Actinopteri, Cyprinodontiformes, Poeciliidae. The record is from RefSeq and is a predicted model, not a curated record. Gene Ontology annotation, molecular function: GTP binding. The transcript is spliced from 3 exons. Bases 124 to 1728 code for a protein of 534 amino acids.